CUGUCAGCUGUCAUGUCCAUCGCUGAGAAGCUUUUAGCUAUAGAAAAAGAACAAAGCACUCUAUUAUCUACGAUACAAUUUGAAGAAAAAGUCAGUUAUAUUUACAAUCCAUUAGAUUAUGCUAAAGAGCCACAUGAAUGUUAUGUCCAAAAAUAUUGUAAUUCGGAAAAAAAAGUAUUGUUCUUAGGUAUGAAUCCCGGACCUUUCGGAAUGGCACAAAAUGGGGUACCAUUUGGUGAUUCAACUUAUGUGAAUAACUGGUUACAAAUAGAAGGAAAUGUACUUAAGCCAGAAAGAGAACAUCCUAAAAGACAAAUCCAAGGUUUAAACUGCAAAAGAUCAGAGGUCAGUGGAAGUCGAUUUUGGUCCUUUUUAAAAGAUGUGUGUGGAGAGCCAGCAAGAUUCUUUAGGCACUGCUAUGUUCACAAUUACUGUCCCAUUUCUAUGAUGACGGAAACAGCGAAAAAUGUCACCCCUGCCGAUCUAAAAUCACCUGCUAAGAAGCAAAUAAUUGAUAUUUGUGAUGAAUCUUUAUUCAAAGUACUAACAUUAUUGAAUAUAAAAUUUAUUGUGGGGAUCGGUAAGUUUGCUGAAGUGCGAGCAUCUCAAGUAGUUAAGUCAUAUUCAUUAGAUGUUACAGUAGUAGGUAUUAUGCAUCCUAGUCCAAUAAAUCCAGCAGCAAACAAAGGAUGGAAAGAUAUUGUGUCUGAACAACUGAAAACUUGCGGAAUAGUAAAUUAUUUAUUAUGUGUAUAACCAACAUUUGAACUGUACACAUGUUGAAAAUUUUUCAUGUUGUUUUCCAUGCCAUCAUUUUAUAUUUUCAUUCAUAGAAAGAAUGCUAAUUAGUUAGUGAAAGUUUGAUUUUGCGUGAAACAAAAUGUGGCAGAACAGUUUUGUGCUAUACAAAAAAAAAAGAAGAAGAAUCUAUUUCAAUAAGGUUACUUAUAUUCCAAAGCGCAUGACUUUUUGCAUUGAUAAAGAGGUUCUUUGUAAUCCUGAAACAAGCUACGUAAUAUUUUUGUAUUACAAUGUUGCUCUUACUCAUUUAAACACUAUGUAUUAGAAAUAAACUUAGACAAUAUUGACAUUUUAAUGAGAAUUUCGAAUGUGUUGUGCUGCAACUUUUAACUAUAAUCAAAAACAGCUUGACUUGUCAUUGCAUUACUAUUCUGUGGUCAGCUUACAUUAUUGUGUUUAAUAAUGGUUUAUAGCAAAUAAUUAAUAGUAAAUAAAUAAAUAAAGAAAAAAAAACAUCUUACUGUCAGCUGUCAAUUAGUCACUUCAAAAAAAAAAAAAUCAAAUGUAAUAUUGUAUAACCUUGAAUUUCACUAGCCUCCAGAUAUAACAUGCAUGAAAACAAGACUUCCUUUAUUAAAAAAAAAAAAAAAAAGAGCUAUCAAGAUGGCUUAUUGCCCGAUGUUUCUCCUUGCCAUGUAUCGUCUUUGUGAUUGAAGAUAGCAAGUCAAUUGAUCCAUUGUUUCCUUUGUGGUUGGUUGAUACUGAUCUAUUACUUUAUGGGAUGAGUGAACUGUAUGUUGGCAUAGUAAGUAUGAAUAAUGAUUCAUUAAAACACAUCUGAAGAAUUUCUUAUACUAAAUAUAUUUAAAUGAAUACCUUAAAGAGUG
Molecule: messenger RNA, 1628 nt
Organism: Uloborus diversus
Lineage: Eukaryota; Metazoa; Arthropoda; Arachnida; Araneae; Uloboridae
Gene: Smug
Product: single-strand selective monofunctional uracil DNA glycosylase-like
Exons: 3
Coding region: 13-756 (247 amino acids)
Biological process (GO): base-excision repair
Molecular function (GO): oxidized pyrimidine nucleobase lesion DNA N-glycosylase activity; single-strand selective uracil DNA N-glycosylase activity
Source: RefSeq, a predicted model, not a curated record